AUGGAGGCGCCGGAGCCCCAGGAGCAGCACCAGGAGGAGGAGGAGGCUGAGCCGGCACACGCGGCGGCACUGGCGCUCUGGCAGUCGGGCCUGGCCCGCCUCGUCCGGGACCCGCUGCUCUGCGACCUCCCUGCGCAGGUGACGGCGGAGGAGAUCAGCUCGCAGGUGGCGCUGGAGUACGGCCAGGCGAUGACGGUGCGCGUGCGCAGAGCCGACGCCCCCGAGGCCCCGCUGCCGGUGGUGGUGGUGCAGAACGCGAGCGUGGCGGAGCUGAAGAAGGCCAUCCAGCGGUUCGUGCAGCUGCGGCAGGAGCGCGAGGGCGGCGUCCAGCACCUCGGAUGGAGGUACGUGUGGCGGACGUAUUGCUUGGUCUUCGGAGGAGAGAAGCUGACUGACGACAGGAAGAAGCUGAGGGAGUACGGCAUCCGGAACCGGGAUGAAGUCACCUUCGUGAAGAAGCUCCGGAAAUGAAGGACAAGCCCCAAACAGCCCAGAGAGAGAGGGAGUCUGGAGCCUCUGGCUUGGCUGCCGCCGGAGGGAAGCUGGCCUUUGCGGAAGGCUCCCUGGCCCUUCCCUGGGGGCAGCCAUGGAGGCACAGCCCUCCUGCAAGCUGACCAGAGCCCUGCUGCCUGUCUCUGUCUCUGAGUGGGAAGAGGCCCUCCUUUGGGAGCCACACACAGAGGCCUGCUCUGGAGGACACAGGUCACCGGGGGAGAGGGAGCAGGAGGAUGGCUGGCUGCCUUGGGCCAGAACAGGCCUCCAGGGGCCUUUGCAAUAAAGCAUGGUCUUUAAGCAGGGGCCUGGUAGCGACUCAAGGAGCUUUCUGAAAACCCAGCCAAGAGCCAAGCUCCAACUGCCAGGAGCAGCUUUUCCUGAGGGCCUGCGCUGCCAUUCCUAUGGAUCAGCCCUAGAUCAGGGUCUUGGCCCCAGAGGCAGCGGUGCGUUUGGGGCCCAUUUGUCAACAGUAAGAGUCAGAGUCACUCAAGAGGUUUGUAAACGUAGCUAAAACGCUACUUUGUGUAUUUAAUCGCCACCUGGGCAACAAGUAAUAAAUCUCAUUAAAAAGGC
Sceloporus undulatus (fence lizard) is the source of this 1068-nucleotide messenger RNA. It is a transcript of the gene SNRNP25, whose product is annotated as small nuclear ribonucleoprotein U11/U12 subunit 25. The record is from RefSeq and is a predicted model, not a curated record. Bases 1 to 471 code for a protein of 156 amino acids. Gene Ontology annotation, cellular component: U12-type spliceosomal complex. Gene Ontology annotation, biological process: mRNA splicing, via spliceosome. Gene Ontology annotation, molecular function: protein binding. NCBI's taxonomy places the organism in Eukaryota, Metazoa, Chordata, Lepidosauria, Squamata, Phrynosomatidae. The transcript is spliced from 5 exons.